Messenger RNA from Cyphellophora attinorum, 1167 nucleotides. RefSeq names its product putative tartrate dehydrogenase/decarboxylase TtuC'. Gene Ontology annotation, molecular function: oxidoreductase activity, acting on the CH-OH group of donors, NAD or NADP as acceptor; NAD binding; magnesium ion binding. The record is from RefSeq and is a predicted model, not a curated record. The transcript has a single exon. NCBI's taxonomy places the organism in Eukaryota, Fungi, Ascomycota, Eurotiomycetes, Chaetothyriales, Cyphellophoraceae. Bases 1 to 1167 code for a protein of 388 amino acids.
AUGGGUUCUAUUGCCGCAGAGCAGCCUACUAAGAUUGCUCCUCCUCCAUCUAAAAGCCACUAUAAAAUAGCGUCAAUACCAGCAGACGGCAUUGGUCCAGAAGUCAUCUCCGCUGGAAUCUCGGUCCUCGAAACGUUAGCCGAGACGUUUAAGUCAUUCUCCUUCUCUUUCAGCCACUUCGACUGGUCAUCAGACACGUACUUACGCACUGGAGCAUAUAUACCACCCGAUGGACUGAAGCAGCUCAAGGCCCAUGAUGCCAUUCUGUUCGGUGCCGUUGGUGACCUACGUGUACCGGAUCAUAUAUCACUUUGGGGCCUGCGACUUGCGAUAUGCCAGCCAUUGCAGCAGUAUGCCAAUGUACGGCCCACUCGGAUUCUACAAGGCGUCUCAUCACCUCUUUCUGCCUGCCAGGGCUCACCAGCAGCAACGUCCAAGCUCGACUGGGUGAUCAUCCGAGAGAACAGUGAAGGCGAGUAUGCGGGCCAUGGUGGUCGGUCCCAUAUCGGACAGCCUUGGGAGACAGCCACGGAAGUCUCCAUAUUCACACGCGUGGGCGUGGAAAGAAUCAUGCGAUUCGCAUAUGAAACAGCCCGCUCAAGGCCGAAGAAGCAUAUCACUUUCGUGACGAAAUCAAAUGCGCAACGAAACGGUAUGGUGCUGUGGGACGAAGUCCACGACAUGGUUCGAAAGGAGUACCCAGACGUUACUUCCGACAAAAUGCUUGUUGAUGCAAUGACCUGCCGGAUGACGCUACAGCCAGAGACCAUUGACACUAUCGUGGCUACGAAUCUUCAUGCAGACAUUCUUUCCGAUCUCGCAGCUGCUCUGGCGGGCUCGAUCGGUAUCGCGCCCACCAGCAAUCUUGAUCCAACGAGGCAAAAUCCCAGCAUGUUCGAACCUAUCCAUGGCUCAGCCUGGGAUAUUGCAGGUAAAGAUGUGGCAAAUCCUGUGGGCACAUUCUGGACUUGUGCUGAGAUGGUAAGGUGGCUGGGCCAAGAAGAGGCCGCGGAGCUGUUGAUGGAAGCUGUCGAGAACACGAUGGGCAAGGGCGUCAAGACACGGGACUUGGGCGGUUCAGUCGGGACGAAGGAGAUGACUUCUGCUGUUUGCGAAGAGAUCCAGCGGCUUGGUGCAGGUAAUGCGGUGCCAACAAAAGCAUCGUGA